AUGGUGACCAAGCCCCCUAUCACUCUGUACAUGGUGGCCCCCCUCACUCUGUACAUGGUGCCCCCCCUCACUCUGUACACGGUGAUCCGCCCUCUCACUCUGAACACGGGCAAGGUGGCCAGCGGCAUCAAAGGGCUGUUUCACAGAAACCCAAAGCAGGCUUCUCUCGACAGCCAUGCUGCUGCACAGCUCAGCCAUAAGCACACGUUCGGCGCCCACCUGCUGCGCCGCACGGCCAGCGCGCCCACCAAGGUCCUGCCCAAGGUCAAGAAGGGUUUCCCCGAGAUCGCCAUCGACACCAAAGACUACCGCUCAGAAGGCACCAGCGAGGACCGGGAGUUAGAGGACAGCCACCUCAUUGCUUCCUCCCAGCCCCCGCUGCUCCACCAGGGCACCUGGGACACCACGGCCGCCGUUGCCCCCGCCGCAUCACGCCAAGGCACCAACAUGCACCAUGGCACCAACGAGGCUUUCCACCCCGACGAGGGCAAAGACCAUUCCACAGUGCAGAGACCAGCUCCCCCUAUUCGACUGCUCGCACCAAUCGCUGAUGAUCUGGGGGACCGCCAUCUCACUCACUCCUCUUCCACUCCAGCAGACCACUCAUCCACACGUGACUCCCCACCUCCACCGGUCCCUAUAUCCACAGCAAUCACCAUCUUCACCGCAUCCCCGGCUUCUAAGAGUGAGGCGGACAGUCCCGUCAACGGUAGGGGGGAGGAGGGUCCCGUCAACGGUAGAGGGGACAACAAGAGACCACCUGCCCUUCACAGGACUACCUCGGCCCCUGUGUCACAUGACCCCAAAGACUUGAAACCCUCACAGUACAGCGGAGACCCCCGGGUUGAUGUUGGCACCUCGUCACCCAGGGAGCACUCUCCAAGCCGAGAGGAAGCACCGUAUACACAGUCAGGCCACACAAAGGACGAUGCUGAGCUCAAGACUGAGCCAAGUGCGAAGUUCCCUGUUCCUCUCGCCGACCCCUCUGUAGACGCCAGCCCUCGGAAAGUCCAGGCCCUGAGAGCUCUGUUUGGCAGCAGCCCGUUGAACACGCCUGUCAGAAGGACCAAAAUCGAGGGCCACGUGCAGGCGGUGGCUGGGGGGCAGCAGCAGUCAUCAGUAAUGCCAGAGGUGUGCACCGACGCCACCCUGAACGACCGGCUGUGGAGCAAGCUGGAGACCAAGUCAUGCAGCCACAGAGACAGCGUGUCCUCAUCCUCCAGCAUAUCGUCCAACGACACCGUCAUUGACCUGUCCUUGCCCAAUCUGGCCAGGAAGAGCCUCACCUGUCUGAGCAACAGAACCUCCCCGGGCGACAUCUUCCCGGACCCACCCUCCUGGGUCAACCGGCCACGCUCUGCCAUAGCCUCCUUGGAGACGCUGCAGGUCAGCAAGAGCAAGUCCAACCCCAACCUCCUGCAGGGCCACCUGGGGGAACCAGAAGACGAACUGCAGCCCAGUCCCCUCGGCGCCCCUAGGGAGCCUCCAGUGGACUCACCCAGCAGAAUAACCCAGAGGAGGCACACCUGGAGCCGCCUCUACAUGGAAGGGCUGAAGCAUUCCUCCCCCCCAGCUAAGAGGCCCUCUGCUGCAGAAGCCCUUGCUGCUGCCGCAACCAGCCCCCUGGAUACCGUGGCCUCUAUGUCUAAGAGCCUGGGGGACUUGACCUCGGAUGACAUUGCCUGCAACUUUGACAGCAAGUACCGCAGCAUCACCCGCAGCUUCAUCAUUAGGCCUUCCCGGAACGACCUGCGGCAGGGUUACCCUAACCAUAAUCCCCAGAGGCCCCGGCUGCCCAGCGACCUAACUGAGCAGCUGAGGAGGCUGACGGACGUGGAGCCCCUGACAGCUCGCGACUUUGCCCCCCAGGUGCGGCAGGGGCCCCUGGAGGAGCCUCAGGAGGAGCCCCCGCUACGGAGGACGUCGUCCCGAAGCCAGAGCAGGGUGCGCUACAUCGCCAACAGGGCUAAGCAGGCCCAAGAGAGGCAGAGGCUGCAGGGUCUCAACCAGUCCCACCCUGCUACUGGCGCUGCUAACGCUAGUAUUAGCAGUGGCGGUAGCCCCAUGGAGGAGCGGGGGAACCCGGAGGGGGCGUGCUGCGUAGCCCGGAGCCCCUGCGCUAGCCUGGACCUGCUGGGCCAGCUCAGCACCCCAGGGCCCCCCAACAGACAGUCCCAGACCUCUCUGAACUCUGACAACAACGAGGUCUUUUUCAUGCUCAAGCUCUGAGAAUCAGACUCCUUUUGGAACUGAGCGUGAGAGAGACACUGAAGCAUAACUCAUUUAAAUUUCCAUCCAGCUUUCUAGGAAGGUAAAUUGUAAUUUUUAAAAGAAUGACAUUCUGUAUAUCUUGAUAGGAUGUGUUUUUAAAUGUAUUUAAUCAAGCAGAAUAAUGCUACUUCCAGACAGUCAUAAGCACAGUUUUACUCUGGUCAAUGUGUUCAGUAACUCACAUCAACUAUGAACACCUAUACAUAGCAAAUGCCUAGCUGGUCACAAAGGAUGGACUAGUCAUUUUUACCACAAUGGUCACAACAAACACCAACUAAUUGCUCAGAAAUAAUAGAAACAGCAAUGAGUUGUCUAAUGAAAGCAUCCUUUACCAAUGCACUCAUUUGUUUGCACCAAAUGAGGAACGGUGGAAUGUGAUUGGAAAAGCAAUGCCUGCCUGACUGUCUAGGUUCACAGUGACUUCCAUGUUUGUAUAUGCCUGACUGUCUAGGUUCACAGUGACUUCCAUGUUUGUAUAUGCCUGACUGUCUAGGUAAACAGUGACUUCCACGUUUUUAUAUGCCUGACUGUCUAGGUACACAGUGACUUCCACGUUUUUAUAUGCCUGACUGUCUAGGUUCAAAGACUUUUAUGUUUUGAGUAUUUAUUGUGAGUUGACCUGAUCCUGAAGUAGCAAUAGACAGCCAUUAGUGGAGUUUUACUAUUCUAAAACACUUUUUAAACUUCAAAUUUUAACGAUAUGUAUAUACUGUACUUUUAAAAUGUGUAGAGAUGUUCUGUUCUUUUUUUUGUAGAUAUUUAUUGAGCCAGUAGUUCUGAAAGUAGCGCUCAUGAGACAAAACUGGUCCUCGAAAACUGCGUACAUCACAUCUUAGCUCUCUCUUUUGCUCUGCUGUGUGUGCAUCUUGCUAGCUGUCACUCAAACAGCGAAGGGCUGAAGCUCAUUGGCUUGAACUUGAAUUGCUCGGGGGCUGACCCAUGUGGGGGAAAAUGGCGCCGCACGCCUUCCAGCUUUCAAACUAGAGAUUCCGUGGCUAAUUUGAGGUUAGACAGUAAUUAUUCUCAUAGAUUCUGCAUGUAUGAUUUACAUGUUGGCACGUCCAGCCCAAAGCGGGAGGUUUAUAAAAUACUUACUAGUCGCCAAAGUUCUUGAUCAUGUCUUUUAAGAUUGAAUAAUAAACUGUGUUAACUCAUUAUGUAUCACCAGUAGCCCAGCCAUGUGCUAGCAAUAUUUAAACAAGUGUAAUAUAUUGCAGAUUAUGGGAAAAAUUUAAAGAUUGUUGUUUAGUCAAUGUGGAGUCUUUACUGAAAAGGUUAAGAGUAAAUGGCAACAAUAAUUAUUUUUUUCCAAAAAAUUCUUAAAUCCAACUUUUUCAAUUUUGUGAGUACAGUGAAGUGUGAUUUGAGUGAGCUGCCAGUGAUUUGGAAAACUGUACCAUACUAGUUAUUUUAUUCUAGACAACACAGUGGGAGUGUUGUUUUUUUACCAUCAAGACUCUACUCUUGCUACCUGUUUAUUUGACUGCAUGUUUUUAACACUGUUAUGUACGUCUCUUAUUUUAUUAUACAAAAAAAGUUUUUUUAUAUGGGAACUGAUAUGUCGACGACUUCUUGUCUUGCUCAGUGUUCAGGCUGUUGAAUGGUGAUUGGUUACACUGUCUUUGUAGAUACUCAACCAGAUAGCAUUGAUCCCGUUUCCAAGCAUGUUUAUUUGUUCUGUACCGUUUGCGCUGCCAUGCCAGUUCUCUGCAAAACUUUAGGAACAUUAUUGAAGUAAAAACCAGAUGUAAUUAUGAAAUGAAUAAAUCUCUCCUGUAUAUUUAA
Messenger RNA from Salvelinus namaycush (lake trout), 4056 nucleotides. Its product is annotated as 1-phosphatidylinositol 4,5-bisphosphate phosphodiesterase eta-2-like. Lineage: Eukaryota; Metazoa; Chordata; Actinopteri; Salmoniformes; Salmonidae. The transcript has 3 exons. The record is from RefSeq and is a predicted model, not a curated record. Bases 1 to 2229 code for a protein of 742 amino acids.